Ostreococcus tauri is the source of this 642-nucleotide messenger RNA. RefSeq names its product unnamed product. The transcript has a single exon. The record is from RefSeq and is a predicted model, not a curated record. The coding region runs from base 1 to 642 and encodes 213 amino acids. NCBI's taxonomy places the organism in Eukaryota, Viridiplantae, Chlorophyta, Mamiellophyceae, Mamiellales, Bathycoccaceae.
AUGUCCACCGCGCCACGCCCGCGGUCGACGUCGACGUCGCGCGAGCGCGCGCACGGCGAAAGAGGACGCGCGCGAGACGCGGACGCGGACGAGCGCGCGGCGCGACGACGACGAAAGCGAGCGAAACGAGAGAAACGAGAGAAACGAGAGACGCGAGCGACGCGAGACGAGCGAGAGACGCGAGAGACGCGAGACGGGGGCGCGCGAACGACGACGACGACGACGGACGGGGUGGACGACGCGCGCGGGAGGACGGACGCGGGUGGGGUGGAGACGACGGACGCGGCGCGCGGCGCGGCGGCGGAGACGGCGGAGACGGCGGAGACGGCGGAGCCGCCGCCGCCGCCGACGGGACCGGCGAUGACGCUGGAGCAGUAUCGAGCGUACGUGGCGACGCAAUCGCACGUUCGGGGAACGAUCCACGCGACGCCCGAGGAGGAAAAGGUGGCGCGAGAGGAGAAGAAGAGACACGGGUGGUGGCCGUGUCAGUCGUACAAAUGCUCCGGGAAGACGUUGAAUCCUCGCGCGCUCGAGCGGUGCGACGCGUGCGGGGCGCUGCGACGAUUAGACACCGGGUCGUCGUUUUCUUUCACCGCGAGCGCGGCGCAAGUUCGCUGGAAUUCGGACCUUCGACGUAAAUGA